Molecule: messenger RNA, 3942 nt
Organism: Mesocestoides corti
Lineage: Eukaryota; Metazoa; Platyhelminthes; Cestoda; Cyclophyllidea; Mesocestoididae
Source: the annotation of a GenBank genome assembly
AUGGCUAUACAUCCCGUUGAUUUUGAUAUCUAUGAGUUUUUAACCCGAAUUCAUGGCAAUAAACCCCCGUACAGGUGCCCAGCUGAUGGAUGUCGCCGAACUUUCAAAUCUUUUAAAGGUUGGUACUGUGUAUCUUUCAUUUUAAGAUCCUGUUACGUGUUUAAACUAUCUCUAUUAAUUGUCUUGCCUUUCGCAGCUAUCCAGCAGCACAUGGAGUGUCAUCGUGCUCCGGAUCCCGUGGAUAUACCAGCGACGUUUAUUAGUGCACCUGAACAUACCUCAUCAGCCCACUCUAGAUCUCUGUACCGCAACAGCAAAUUCCCUUCUAUGCUCUUCCCUGAUUCUCAGAAAUGUGUUGUUUUCAAUUUGACUGGCGUGGGAAUCUCUAGUGUACGCUGCAGCAUCCAUGUGCCGCUGCAUUUUUCCUUUGAUUUUUCCAAUAGCGAUGAUCAACUGCUUAAUAAAUUGGAACCAGUAGCAUUGAGACGGAUGAAAAAUAUCAAGUCGCGAGUUUCUCAGCCAGCCCUCAUGCCUAUUGAUUCAUGCAAUUCGAUUUCCCAGAGCUCAAAUGAAUGCUCCGCUGUUGAAAACCACGAUAGGUCAUCAGCUAAGGUCCCCAUUCCACAGUUCGAGAUUGAUCAAAAUUUUAUCUGCCAACGGAAACCAGCACCGUGGAAGGAUGGAUGCGCCUACAUGCGGUUUAUAGAACGCUCUUUUGAUGAGCUGGACGAAAUUGUCGAAUAUGACCUCGACGAAGAAGAUCUUUUCUGGCUUGAAAAAAUAAAUGCUGACCGGAUGUCUAAAAUGAUGGAGCCUAUUGAGCAGUCAACGCUUGAAUGGGUACUUGAUCGUUUUGAAAAAGAAGCCCGUUUUCGAACCACUACUGAAAAUGGCGCUGGUUUGACCACAUCUGUAAUGAUGGCAGGGAUAGACGAUGACGCAGUGUGCGCCGUAUGCCAGGACGGGACUUGUGAGAAUACUAACGUUAUUCUUUUUUGUGAUGUCUGUAACCUUGCCGUACACCAGGAGUGCUACGGAGUGCCAUACGUACCCGAAGGUCCCUGGUUAUGUCGUAAAUGUCUACAUUCGCCUAGUGAGCCGAUUUCUUGUUGCCUGUGUCCAAAUAUUGGUGGUGCUUUCAAAAAAACCUCGGACGAUCGAUGGGCCCACGUUAUUUGUGGUCUUUGGGUUCCUGAAGUGAUGUUUGCCAACUUGACCUUUCUCGAACCUCUUGAAGAUAUUGACAAGAUCGCGCCUGCAAGGUGGAGACUGCAGUGUUUCAUCUGCAAACAACGGAAUGUGGGUGCUUGUAUCCAGUGCCACAAACCAAGCUGCUAUCGGGCUUUCCAUGUGACCUGUGCUCAGCAGGCUGGUUUGUAUAUGAAGAUUGAACAGAGUGACGACCCGAGUGACUUGGGCAUACGCAAGAACGCGUUCUGCGAUCUGCAUUGUCCUCCCUCCCACUUUAAGGCCAAUGCACAUAAGGGAAUGUACGCUCACUCAGACGAAGAGGGGGCAUCGAAAGAUGCGGACGAGGAAACAGUAAAAAGGACAAAAAUCAGAAACGCCCGCAAAGUCCUCGCUGAAAGGCGCAAUUCCAAGCCCCUCGUUUGUGUCCCCAUGGUGCCAAAAUCGAAAACUGACCUCAUAUUUUCUGAGCUAACAGGAGUGAAGCGUGGCAGUGUCGAGUUCUUUCAAAGGGUUUACGCCUUCUGGAAGUUAAAACGUGAAGUCCGAUGUGGCGUGCCCUUACUCAAGCGACUGCAAGCCAGUUCGGUAAACCGCGGUGUUGCAUCUCUCGCGGCGGCAGCAGCAGCUGGGGACGAGGAAGCCCAAAAGAUGCGCAGCCAAUUAAUUUUCUGGCAGCGUCUCCGUCAGGAUCUCGAGCGGGCUCGCCUACUCUCGGAGCUGACGCGCAAAAGGGAGCGUGUCAAGCGCGAGAUUUUGCGAACUACCCUUGCCCAGUUGGAGUGUAGGCUAAGACCAACUUUUCGAGCGCUCACUGACCUCAUUACCCAAUUACAGGCAUCAAUUUGGACAAGACACGAUGGUUUUUUCCUGAUUUUAAUAAUGUCUAAGGAUGUGCGGAACUUCUUCGCAAAUCCUGUCUCGACGGACGUUGCGCCCGACUACUGCACAGUAAUUAAACAGCCCAUGGACUUCGAAACAAUGAAGCGGAAAUGUGCAGACCAUCAAUACCUCUGCGUAGCAGACGUGUUCAAUGACUUUAGUCUCAUUGUCAACAACUGUUGUACGUAUAACGGAAGCGACACAACUUAUUACAAGGCUGCAGUAUCUUUAUCUGAUCAGUGUGCUUCCAUCUUCAAAGAGGCUUAUGAAAAUGAACACUUUGACUUAUUCGAUGAACUAGAGGAAGACUUGCGGCAGCCUUUAUCAUCAUCCGUCGAGUCCAGUAGACUACCUGCAGACGAGGUUAAACGCGACUCUCCCCUGUCUCCUACCAUACAUGAAGGGGGAAAGCAGGAAUCGGAAACCUCGUCUACCGAGCUACGCAGUAGACUUCGAUCUCGUGGAGCAAAGGCACACUUACCUCCCCUCAUCGCCACAGCCCUCUCAGAACCCACUCCUAAAAAACGGCGCUUAACAGUAGUGUCGAGCUCCUCUCCCUUACAAGUUCAACGUCUUCGUCGACUGUAUGUGCCGCAGCCUUUAACUCUUGCUUCUGAUCCUCCACCAGAUUAUCAGCUUCCUAUUAGAGGAAAUCGCCUGGCAGCUGCCACUUCUCCAACCAACGCCGCUGAGUUGCUUGCUCGUCAGGCUGAAUCAACUGGUACCCUAGGAACUCUCCAAUUACCACAAUCCCCCGAUCGCACGCGUCCUGCUUUUACCAUUUACCGAUCAAAACUAAGUACCAAAGAAGACGAUAAUGAUGAAGAAAGUGAAGAUUCGGAAGAGGAAUCGGAAGAGGGUAGUGAUUCCGAAGAUACACAAGACACUAUCUCUGCCACGGCGGUUGCAAAAAGUGUGUCUGCUGAUGCAGAGGAUGGAAGGAGAACGUCCAGAACCAGAUCAGGCAGUUGUGCCUCGCUGGUCACCUCAGUUUUUGGCACGAGCAAGUCAGCCAUGAAAAAGGUAAGGACACCUUCAGCAAAAGCUUUUCCAAAAUCCUCAACAAAGAAAUCGACGAAAACUCGAAUGACCAGGAGUAAACGGCAUAUCCAUCGACCAGCCUUGACUUUAUCCAAGAUGUCGCUGCUCAAGAAUCCUGGUCGAUCUGUCGUUAAGCAAAAACCAUCCUUACUAAAGAAACAGCAGAAGGAAAUUUCGGAAGAAAGAGGACAGCAGAGACCUAACACUGGGACUGUUGACACCAAUAGACCCUUGGGGAGUACCAAGGAGGGCCCACAAAAGGGGCAGUCGGCCCAAUCGGGAGUCAAACCAGGUCACGGGGAGGGGAAUUUUGAGCCUCUUGACUUAGUUUGGGCAAAGUGUCGUGGAUCUCCCUGGUAUCCUGCCUUAAUUAUCGAUCCAACUGCAUCAACCGAGGACUACAAUCACAAUGGGGUGCCCAUUCCCACGCCACCGGAAUCCGUCCUCAAUGUUGGGUCCGGCGCACCUUCGUCUUUUGUGAAUGCAUUACGCGGACCUGGCUCACUAAGCCCAAGUUCAGUUACAUGUUCUUCCCCAGCACCAGUUGCAGCUCCGAAUUCGCCCCCGGUUAACCAGCAGCCCCCGACCUUCCUCGUGCUGUUCUUUGAUGGCAAGCGCACCUGGCAAUGGCUGCCUCGUGAAAAACUUCUCCCCCUAGCUACCAAUACAGCUAUCGAUGAUGAAAAACUACAUGAAGCUAAGAGGAGCAAACUAAAGCAGUCGGUUGUGAAAGCGUAUGGCCGGGCGAUAGAGCAUUACUGCAAGGUCCAUGGACGACCAUACCCCUUCACGGACUCGUGCUCGGACGAAGUGGCAGCAUUCCGAUCCUAA